CGGGGGGGCGCCGCGCUCCUGGGCGACGGUGGCGUGCAGGCUGGUGCUGUGAUGCGAGUUGGGGGCUGAUCGUCGCUGGAUCGGGAAAUCUGUGUGAAGAAGAGUGCAUUGGAAAACGUAAGGACAAUGCUGAAGCACGUGCAGAUCAACCCGCUGCGGUCCUCGCUGAUGCGGUCUGGCCAGAAGGCGGACACUCUGAGCAUCAACUCCACCAUGAGCUUCAGCUCACUGCACGAGCCGGCUCUGUCGUCUCGCUCCUCCUCCUACACAUCGCUGAACGAGACACAGAGCAGCACGGGCAGCACCAGCGUGCCGGCCACGCCCACGACGACGGUGAAGGUGUACACGCGCUGCCUACGGCCUGACCUCGAGUACAAGACCAUGUGUGUCAAGUACACGACCACGUGCCGAGACGUGGUGGACCAGCUGCUCAACAAAUACCGCAUGAAACACCGCGACCCCAACCUGUUCUUCCUCACCAUGGAGGUGGCCACCAGAAGCACAGGUGCUUCUGUGCGGACGAUCCUGGUGCUGGAUGACGACUCGUGUCCAGCCCAGCUGCAGGCCUGCUACCCGCGCGCCGACUCCAGGUUCACCGUCCGUAUGCGGCACGGAGGCCUGGUCAAGGUGUUCGACAGCGUGCUGAUGGCCGAGUCCCAGUACAAGAGUUUGUUGGUGUCGGAGCGGACGACGCUGGACCAACUGAUUCAACUGCUGCUCAACUGCUACAAAUCUUCGGAGAGCGUCAACUCGUUCUCUCUUUACGAGGUGGGCCGUACAACGGGCUUCGAGCGCAAGCUGCAUCCGGACGACCGUCCGCUGCUCAUACAGCAAGAGUGGGCCUCCAGCAGCGACUACAGCUUCGUGCUGAGGAAGCGGCCGCCGGGCACGCCACGCUCCGGACGGGACUUCCCCCUCAGGCGAUCGUUUCUGCAGUGGAGCAGGAACAAAGAGCUGUGCCGACCUGUUCGGGAGAUGGCGGAAGGGGACGGGCGCCGGGCCAGGAGCUCCCGAACGGCCUCUCUCUCCCUGGCGCCGUGCGCAGACUACGACAACUUCUUCUACAUUUGAGCGCUUCCAAGUUCGCCUGUGUUUGCUGUCAUACCAAAGAGUUUAUACGAUGAAGUGCGGCGAGUCUCCUGCAGCGCCUGCCGCCGCAUCCGAAUCCGGCCUCUGCUGUUGUGCCGGGUCGGAGCCCUCCAUCUGGAGCACGUCCCUUUGACCGGACACCUGCGUUCGGCGCGUUCUCCGUCGAGCGCCGCGUUUAGCGCGUCCUCCGCCGAGCGCCGCGUUCGGCGCGUUCUCCGCCGAGCGCCGCGUUCAGCGCGUCCUUCGCCGAGCGUCACGCUCAGCGCGUUCUCCGCCGAGCGCCGCGUUCAGCGCGUUCUCCGCCGAGCGCAGGGAUCAGCAGCUGCGCGACGAUCGCGCCCAGCCCUGGCGGCGACCUCGGAAGGGUGAAGCAGCAGCCCUGCCGACGUCGGGCGCUGUCAGCUGGUCGUCAGUACCGGUGUCCAGACACGGCCGGGGUGUGACUCCUGAUGUUGCGGUGUGAUCGCGCUGGGCCGGCUGCUCGCGGCCGUUUGUUCGGCCCUCUGGUAGCCCCUGUGGCGUGAUCUGCACCUCGUUGGAUGUCUCCCCGACAGGGCAGUGUAGGGCGUGGUUGACUGGCGCCUUUGGGUGUGCGCGAAUAUAAGAGCCAGACAUGGAAGGAAUAACGGAGAGGAUACGUUUUCCAUUUAUUGACCAUGAAUCAUAAUUUGUCUAUGCCUUACUUUCUAGUCAUAAUGGUAUAUUGUUGUACGUGCUUGGGACGUCAGAAAUAUAUGCCGGUAACGAAAGAG
This is a messenger RNA of Pollicipes pollicipes, 1841 nucleotides long. RefSeq lists its product as uncharacterized. Bases 127 to 1071 code for a protein of 314 amino acids. Gene Ontology annotation, biological process: positive regulation of epidermal growth factor receptor signaling pathway; positive regulation of fibroblast growth factor receptor signaling pathway; signal transduction. NCBI's taxonomy places the organism in Eukaryota, Metazoa, Arthropoda, Thecostraca, Pollicipedomorpha, Pollicipedidae. The record is from RefSeq and is a predicted model, not a curated record. The transcript has 9 exons.